UCUUACUUAACGAAAUCACUGACUGGCACCUUGUCCAUCGUCAGCCGACCGCAACUGUGAAGCAACAUCGAUGCACCGCUGAAAGUCUCGACGUCCGCGUGGUACGUGUGGCGGUGAGGUUCAAGCAGUGCACUUGCACACUGCAAACCAGGCGAAAGCGUCAUCCAGGGUGGGCACGAGCGCACCAUCUCUCAAGGCGCUGGUUCAGAUUUGGCCCGCUUUCCAAAGCGGCCCGAACCUACGAUGGACAUUCAUCGGACAUCCUCUCCUCGGCCAGGUGCUCGUCGAGCUGCACCUGCGCUGCCUGCGUCUCCAGGUAGACCAGGCUCACCUUCUCUGGGUGCAUCCGGGGAUCACGGAGCCAGUGGCUCAUCACAUCGGCCAUCCGGCUCUGGAAACAUCUUUUACAACUCUUCAGUCGACGAGUUCUGCCAGAUCAAGACCUUUGACACGCCCAACUACUCUACGAAGGACUUGCUGGCUGGACUGAGCGACAAGCUGAUCACGCAGAGCAAGGCGAAUCCAGGCGCCUUCAACCCUCGUCCAUUCAUCAGGACGUACGAGUCCGCUGUGGACUCUUUGCUGCAGCUGCGUUCUACAAUCACCGCGCAAGAGUCCCAAUUAGCUUCCACCGUGCAGGUAUCGGAAUCGGCCUACGCUGCAAAGCUCAAGGAUCUCUCUUCCAACUUCGAUAGCGUCUCUACGAGCUUUACGGGACUCGAAGAUCGCUUCGCUGAUGUGGGCCGUACGGCACUGCAGAUCGGCGAGCAGCUGCAAACCAUAGACAAGCUCAGGACUCGGGCAGCGGAAGCCAGCGACCUGAUCGAGUAUUAUUAUCAGUUUGCGAGAGGGGACACGAGCAGAUUGGACCGGCUGAGAAGAGAAGGCGGUAGAGAGGGUCGACUGAAGACUGCAGUUAUAGCCAGGAGGCUUGGCGCCAUCGCUCGGGAGGUCGACAUGCCGGGAGCUGACAAGACCCGCGAUACCGUCGAUGUGUUCUCAGAGAAAUUCGAAAGGGACAUGCUCAAGCUUUUUGACAAGUUUUACAGAAAGUCCGACCCUAAGAUGAUGAGUCAUAUCGCCAAGGUGCUGCAAAACUUUAAUGGCGGGCAUUCCUGUGUACAGAUCUACGUGAACCAGCACGACUUUUUCAUCAGCAAAGAUAGAGUAGGGGGUGCUGAGAGCGUUGGCGCAAGCGAGAUCUGGACAACCAUUUCAGACCCCGACGCGCCAGCACCCAAGGUGGAACCUGGACUUGACCAGCUGUUUGCGGAGAUUAAGCAGACAGUGGAGAUAGAAGCGCAGAUCAUUCAGGCUGUCUUCCCGUCCCCUCUCCUCGUGAUGAGCACAUUCCUUCAGCGAGUCUUUGCUCAAAGCAUUCAGUUGCAUGUGGAGCGCUUGAUGGAGAAAGCUGCAGAGGUUGGUGCUGUCAGCAACGGGGUUGCGGGUCAAAGUGGUACAUCGGCGCCAACAGCAGCCGGAGCGUUGGCCGGCUCUGAUCCGAGCACGGGGCCGGGUAGCAGCUCUUUGGCAUUUCUGCGCACCCUUCACAUGGCGCGCUCCAUGGCUCUGGCCCUGGUCACAGAGCUCAAAGUGUACGACUAUCGCUCGACAGAUGCCGGUGGAAGUUCAUCUGCGAAUCGUAGCACAUUCCAAGAUGCCAGCUCUUUCUCCCUGCUUGGAGGGCACACGCUUCUAGGCAGCAACAGCUCUAGCGCUGCUGCUGGUGGAGGCAGUGCGCUAGGCUCGAUGCUGGAUCAGGCAGUCGAAGAGCUUUUUGUACCUUACAUGGAGGGCAUCAGGUACUUGGAAAGGGAGAGCCGAAGUCUGACAGAUCUCUACGCGGCGUACCUGCUACGCUUCAGCAAUGCGCACCGCUCAGCUCCACAGAUCAAGACGUCAACCAUUUUCGAUCGAGUGAGAGCACAGGUGCAAGCUGCUUCCACUAGCUCUGCCAGUUCGCUGCAGCCCUCUUCCGCAGGCAGUACGGCCAGCGCUGCGACCAGCUUGACGACAGGGGGCAGCACCGGCGCAAGUUCUUCCAUCCCGGCUACAAAGUCUACCUUUGGCUUCUCCAAGCUUUCUGGGCUGGUCGAUCGAGCGCGUGGCGGAACAUCGUCGGCCGAACCAGCUGGCACAUUGACUGUAGCGCCCGAAGCUUCCACCGAGAGUGGAGGUCUCGCUGCCACAGGAGCCGAAGACGGGGAUGGUGAUCUGAGUCUCGAGGUGGCGGAGAGGAUGCUCAGAUGGCACGCAGAGGCAAUUGGGCGUUGCGUUGAUCUUAGCUCAGCUUCUGACAUCCCCAAAAAUGCUUUUGCGCUCCUCAAAGUGCUGGUGGAAGCUUUCUUUCAGCUCUACGUUGAAGUGGCCCUCGACUCUGCACAAACGACUGUCAACGGCCAGGACGUCCGAAGUACCAGCUUGCCCGAUUUGUCUUACCUAAGCGUUCUCAGAUCCGUGGAGCUCAUCACGCAGUUGUGGCAGCACUACGUGAACACUGCGCUACUCCCUCUAGCGAGCUCUAGCGUAACAAUUCGUCGAGAGAUGGCCAUCUACAACAAUCACUGUCUCUUGAAAACGGAAGGCAAGUGCGAUGCUGUGCUGCAGAAAAGCGUGGACAACAUCGUCGCGUUCUUGACAGCAAGGCUAGCGACACAGAAGAAAAACGACUUCACGCCGAAGAACGAUGACGUUGCCUUCGCUCGCAGCAACACCGACGCGUGCGUUGCUUGUUGCGACGCACUCGGGCGGGUAGCAUCCGCUGCGCGAAGAGGGUUGGGGGGUGGCAAGAAUAGCGAAGCCUUCUUGACGGAGGUCGGCGUGACUUUUCACGGGCUGUUGCUAGAGCAUUUCAAGAAGUUCACAAUCAGCGCCGAUGGUGGUAUUUUACUGGGACAGGAUCUUAGCGCUUAUCAAAGCGCGGUAGCUGCUUUCAACAUUCCAGCCCUUCAAGAUCGUUUCGACAUGCUCAGGCAGCUAGGCAAUCUUUUCUUUCUUCCGCCUGCCGUACUCAAGUCCUACAUGCGCGAAGGUCACCUGGCUCACAUCGAAGAGCGACUACUUCGUCCCUACCUUCUUCGACGAGCAGACUACGCCAAGGAUGUCCGAGAUCUGGAUACGAGCUCGGGAUCCACCAUGGGAGGUACAUUGCCUUCGAGCGCGUCGCAUCCAGACGUCGAGUCCUUGUCUGUCUUCUCUGUGGGAUCUGAUCCCGGCGCCAAAGCCGACAAGUUGGCGCAAAUCAUGCUUGCGAUGGAGAAGCGCGCGGGAAGUCAUCCCACAGCUGCUUGAGGUUCUCGCUCGCGGUAGCACGUUCAAGCCGAAAUCGUAGGUGUAAUUGUACGCGUGAUCCAAAGCAAUGACGCAUGCC
This is a messenger RNA of Ceraceosorus guamensis, 3370 nucleotides long. RefSeq names its product exocyst complex component Sec10. The coding region runs from base 244 to 3291 and encodes 1015 amino acids. The transcript has 9 exons. Gene Ontology annotation, cellular component: exocyst; cytoplasm. The record is from RefSeq and is a predicted model, not a curated record. Gene Ontology annotation, biological process: Golgi to plasma membrane transport; exocytosis. NCBI's taxonomy places the organism in Eukaryota, Fungi, Basidiomycota, Exobasidiomycetes, Ceraceosorales, Ceraceosoraceae.